This is a messenger RNA of Gaeumannomyces tritici R3-111a-1, 2887 nucleotides long. RefSeq lists its product as hypothetical. Gene Ontology annotation, cellular component: mitochondrial matrix; cytoplasm. Gene Ontology annotation, molecular function: ATP binding; ATP hydrolysis activity. The transcript has a single exon. The coding region runs from base 171 to 2600 and encodes 809 amino acids. The record is from RefSeq and is a predicted model, not a curated record. Lineage: Eukaryota; Fungi; Ascomycota; Sordariomycetes; Magnaporthales; Magnaporthaceae. Gene Ontology annotation, biological process: cellular response to heat.
CCUUGACGCAGCCACGAGAUUUGAGAAUAAGCUCACGCAUCAUCUCUUCGGGUAUAGAUAGACCUGCCGAUUUAUAUCCGCGCCUAUCUAUAACAAUACCCACCACCUACCCAGGCAGUGACUAUUUGUUUGCCAUGCGCUAGACGAAAUCUGUGCGCAAACAAGGCACAAUGAUAGCCAGUGCUGGAACGUCGAGCCGCCUCCACAUGUUGGCACCGCGCUUCGCAGCACGAACGCCAGCCGGGACUCUACUACGCCAUGGGCAGCCGAGGUUUGCAGCUGCCGGGUGCGGCGCGCGACUCUCGCCUCCUGGGAUAGCUGCCUCCGUUGGCGGGUCCCGGGUGUUACCAAGCCUGUUGCCAGUAGCCCCCGUGCGAUGCUAUGCCAGCGGACGCCCUCACCCCCCGGGCGGCACCCACCGUAUGAACCUCGGAGCGGAGGAAGAGAAGCCAGCUCUGGAGCAGUAUGGCGUCGAUCUUACGGCGAAGGCAAGGGAAGGGAAGCUCGACCCCGUCAUCGGCAGAGACCCCGAGAUCCAGAGAACCAUCCAGGUCUUGAGCCGUAGGACCAAAAACAGCCCCGUGCUCAUAGGAAAAGCCGGCACGGGCAAGACGGCCAUUCUCGAGGGCCUUGCCCUGCGCAUCGUCCGCGGCGAUGUUCCCGAGAGCAUAAAGAACAAGCGCGUGAUAAGCCUGGACUUGGGCUCGCUGAUCGCCGGGGCCAAGUUCAGGGGCGACUUUGAGGAGCGCCUGAAGAAGGUGCUCGCCGAGGUUCAGCAAUCCGAAGGCCAGAUAAUAUUGUUCAUUGACGAGCUGCACACCUUGCUCGGCCUCGGCAAGGCCGAGGGCUCCAUCGACGCCUCAAACCUCCUGAAGCCUGCGCUGUCGCGGGGCGAGCUCCAGUGCUGCGGAGCCACCACACUCAACGAAUACCGCCUGAUCGAGAAGGACGUCGCGUUAGCGCGGCGGUUUCAGCCCAUUCUCGUCAACGAGCCCACGGUCGAGGACACCAUCAGCAUCCUGCGCGGAAUCAAGGACAAGUACGAAGUCCACCACGGCGUGCGCAUCACCGACGGCGCCCUCGUGGCGGCUGCCACUUAUUCGAAUCGCUACAUCACGGAUCGUUUCCUUCCCGACAAGGCGAUCGACCUGAUGGACGAGGCGGCGUCGUCGCUGAGGCUGCAGCAGGAGAGCAAGCCAGAAGACAUCAUGCGCCUGGACCAGAGGAUAAUGACGCUGCAGAUCGAGCUGGAAAGCCUCCGGAAGGACAAGGACGUGGCCAGCCGCGAGCGACGGGAGAAGCUCGAGGCGGACCUGAAGGCGCUGCAGGACGAGGUCCGCACGCUCAACGAGAAGUGGGACAAGGAGCGGGCGGAGCUCGAGGCCAUCAAGAAGACGCAGGCGGAGCUGGAGCAGGCUAGGGUCGACCUGGACCGGGCGCAGCGGGACGGCAACUUCGGGCGGGCGUCGGAGCUCCGGUUCGGCGUCAUACCCGGACUCGAGGCCACGCUUCCCAAGGACGGCGAGUCCCCGAUCAAGGGCGGCGAGGGCGCACUGAUCCACGACUCGGUGACGGCCGACGACAUCGCCACCGUGGUGUCGCGCGCGACGGGGAUCCCGGUCGCCAAGCUCACGUCGGGCCACAUCGAGAAGCUGGUGCACAUGGAGGACACGCUGCGCGAGUCGGUCCGGGGCCAGGACGAGGCCCUCUCGGCCGUGGCCAACGCGGUGCGGCUGCAGCGGGCCGGUCUCAGCGGCGAGAACCGGCCGCUCGCGUCCUUCUUCUUCCUCGGCCCCACGGGCGUGGGCAAGACGGAGCUCUGCAAGAAGCUCGCCGGCUUCCUCUUCUCGACCGAGAACGCCGUCGUGCGCUUCGACAUGAGCGAGUUCCAGGAGAAGCACACCAUCAGCCGCCUCAUCGGCGCGCCCUCGGGUUACGUCGGCUACGAGGACGCCGGGCAGCUGACCGAGGCCGUCCGCCGCAAGCCCUACGCCGUCCUGCUCUUCGACGAGUUCGAAAAGGCCCACCGCGACAUCUCGGCCCUGCUGCUCCAGGUCCUGGACGAGGGCUACCUGACCGACGCGCAGGGCCACAAGGUCGACUUCCGCAACACCAUCAUCGUCCUGACCUCCAACCUGGGCGCCGACAUACUGGUGGGCGCCAACCCCAACCACCCCUACACCGAGGCCGCCGACGGCACCAUCAGCCCGGACGUGAGGGGCGCCGUCAUGGACGUCGUCUCGUCGGCGUACCCGCCCGAGUUCCUCAACCGCAUCGACAGCUUCAUCAUCUUCAAGCGCCUGGCCCUCCCCGCGCUCCGGGACAUUGUCGACAUACGGCUGAGGGAGCUGCAGGACCGCCUCGCCGACCGCCGCAUCACGCUCGACGUGCCCGGCCACGUCAGGGACUGGCUCGCCGAAAGGGGGUACGACCCCAAGUUCGGCGCCAGGCCGCUCAACCGCCUCAUCACCACCGAGAUCGCGAACCGCCUGGCGGAUAGGAUCAUCCGGGGUGAGAUCAAGACGGGCGACGUCGCCACCGUCAACAUAGCAGAUGACGCGACCUCGCUCAAAGUGACGUGCUCGACACCGCAAACGUGAUGCUCCUGGUUUGAUGCCUUGCGUCGCGAUGUCUGAUAUCAGAAUUCUCUUGUUGGCCGCAAACUUACGUUUGAACGAUACGAGGAUGACUCAUGUAAAAUGAUCACAACUCCGGUCUGUAGCAUGUAUGCAUCUUAUUGUUCGAUAUUUCCACUUCUUUCAUACGGACCUGUAAAGUCAACAACCAUUAACUGAAAAAUGGAAUCUAAGACUUGGACACUACAGACCUAGGCGCCUCUCACCCCCCACAGCCCCAAUGGAUCCCUUGGCGUUCAUGUAGCCUGCAU